GCGCAUUUCACAAGCAAAAAAUAUUAUUGUAUGAGCCUCGAUUUGCAGUCUAUCCAUCAUGACAGUCUUGCACGGCGUCUCUGACUGAUAUCUUGGUCUAAAAAUGAGUAGAAGUGCCGAAUACGAGGCGCGAAUCUAGGAGAAGGUGUUACCAGUCUCGAGAAAUGCAACCCAAACACCAGUGAUGGCUGGUGAGGGACCCGCUAGAAGGUGGGGAAAAAUCGAUAAUUCUAUAGCCUCUGCAACACCUGAAACAUGUUGAUUGCAUUCAGAGCGUUCUAAGGACUCCCUCUAUCCAUCAGUGGUAGCCGGAGUGCUCACGUGUGGGGAGAAUGACCAAAAUUCAGUGAGUGAGGAGGAGGAGGAGCGAUCGCCACACGGGAAAUGACAAUUGAGUGCCCGCAUCCCCACCGCCAACCUCGCGUCUUGUGAGCUCCCCUCCUCUCCCCGCCCUCACGCCCCUGCCAAAGAUGGACAGCAACGACGCAAGACAGUCGCCAGACUCCCUGGUUCCUACUGAAUCCAAAGAUGAACCCUCACCCAGCACCAAAGAAGACAAAGCCCGCUUGGCCGACCGGCUCUCCCUGCACAGCAUCCCCAGCAUUGACCGCAGUGAUGGCUCUGCGAGUCCUGACCCCUCAGCCAGUGUCCCCAACCUGGCACACACGCCCCCCAACUCACCCAAGACACCCAUCCUGUCCCACACUCCUCCCCCACCACAGCCCUCCUCCAACCCCUCACCACGGCCCCCAUCCACCUCCUCUGCCAAACCCUCCAUUGACGCCAUGGGGUCCAGCCAGAGUCAGAGCCAGAGUGACCCUCCGUCCCCAAGUCUCUCCAGUCAGCACUCAGACCCCGAGGACUCCCGUGGCUCUGAUGACCCACCCCCGCCUGCCCCUGCACCACCCAGCAAUGACUCGGUGCUUCACGGUGUAUAUGGAAGCAGUCCUCCCUCUCUCUCUGGCCUGUAUAGUGGCACUGGAGGCCUGUACAGCAGCAGUCACCCUUCAUCUGGUAUCUAUAGUGGUUCUGCCUCAUUAGGAAGCAUAUAUGGCAGUGCUGGGCCGCCGCCUGUGCCCCCACCUCCCUUGGAAGAGAGUGGAGCCGUGGGGGGCUUUCAUCACCGGAGGGAACACUCACUCAACUCCAUCCACUCCAUCCAUUCUGUCAACUCCUUCAAAGAGUUCUAUGACAAGUCAACUCUCAACCAGUUCAUUUCCACAUCUCCCAAGCUCUCCAACAGAGAGAUGGAGAUGAACCGCAUGUCUGGGCUGUAUGGCAGCAAUGCCAACACAUCCGACUACAGCGGCCUUACCGAGAUGUUCACGGACCCUGUUGAGGAGGAGGUUAGUAUUGGUUCAUGUGUUAUUUGAAGCAGGCGAGCGGCUAUGAUUAAACUCCGAAUCUCGUCGUACAAAUGAGUGGGCGCCAUUUCGCAAGAAGCAGCACGGGGCGUCUGGGUCACAGCACCGCGUCAAGUGUCUGGCAGCAAAAUAACGGAUUCUGCGCCGCCCUCAGAAAACGUGCAUUUCCGGGGGACACACACACACACACACACGGUGCUUGGGAACUUAUUGCCAAGAGAGACGUGCGCUGCAUCUUGGGGAAAAAAAGAAGAAAAAAAAAGAAAUGUUGCAUGUUGGGAAAAAAAUAAAAGAAAAAAAAACGAGAAAUAAACUGCUGGUGAUUUUUAAGACUGAUAUUGACUUUUUUUUUUUGGAAUAUGUUAGCGACUAUUUUUUUUUAUUUUACUAUGUUGGUUUUAUUUACUAAUUAAACCUUAUUAUUGUGAAAACGUGAGACAGAAAUGCAAACAAACACACAGGCCAAGUACUCUUAGAAAUAUCGAAAACUUAGUGUUCUGCCGUGUUUGACAUGAGACAGAAGUGCUUGACGCUGUUACUUUGCCAAGGAAGGGAUGAGAAGAGAAGGGAAGGAUUAGAGGUGACACAAAGGAAGGGUGACAAGGGACGAGGGGAGGAAGGGAGAUGUAAGGAGGAAGGGAGAGAAUGAGUGGUAGGGAGAAAUAGAUUAAAGUAUUUGUUAUUUUACCAAGGAAUGUCUGGAAAAGAAGGAGAGAGAGAGAGAGAGAGAGAGAGAGAGAGAGAGAGAGAGAGAGAGAGAGAGAGAGAGAGAGAGAGAGAGAGAGAGAGAGAGAAUAUAUAAGUGUUUGUUGUGAUUUUCCUAAGGAAGACCUGAAAAAGAAAGGAAGGGUUGCUUGUGACGUAAAUGAAGGAAAAAGGCAGGGAGAGGUAAGGGAGGAGGGGGAGUGGGUGACGGGGAGUGGGUAGGGCAGAAGAUGCGUAUGGAGGGAGUCAAGGAGUAGGAGUAAGUAAAUCAGAGUGAAAGGUUUCUUCUGUCAUUCCAAAGGUUUCCCGCGCGAAAUGUUACAGAAACGUUGUCGUCUAUUUUGAGGCACACACACACACACACACACACACACACACACACACACACACACACACACACACACACACACACACACACACACACACACACACACACACACACACACACACACACACACACACACACACACACACACACACACACACACACACACACACACACACGUACACAGAUUUGGCGGCUUACUGCACUUGUCUUACAGGUCACACACACACACACACACACACACACACACACACACACACACACACACACACACACACACACACACACACACACACACACACACACACACACACACACACACACACACACACACACACACACACACACACACAUCUAAUGACGAAACUGGAGAAGGAGUGACAAAGGAAUGAGAAAGAAGCGCAAAAGGAGAAAGGAAUUAAGAAAGAAGAGAUGGAGGGAGGGAUUAGAGAAGGGAAGGAUGAAGAAACAGAAAUAAUAAGAGGGUAGGAAAAGGGGAAAUAGGAAUAAAAGAAGAGAUGAGGAAUGACAGAGAGAGAGAGAGAGAGAGAGAGAGAGAGAGAGAGAGAGAGAGAGAGAGAGAGAGACUUUGUAAGAGGCUUCGUUCUUACCUAAGCUUGAAGGAAUGUAUGAAAAAAAUCAGUGAGGCAGAGGCGGAGGAGAGGCAUACAAAAACGAGACUUUUCUUCGUCUCGUAGAACACAAAGACGAGGAGGAAGAGGAGGAGGAGGAAAAACACAGUAGGAGUGGAGGUUUAACAGGUUAUUGGCUCAGAAUGAGGUUACCUUUGUUUUACCACCAGUGAGGGAGAACAGAAAAGUAAGAAGACACAUUGGCACCCUCCCUCCCUUUCAGCAAUACACCGCCUCGGGAAAACAAACGAUAUACCAACAUACAAAAUUUUCCUACAACAAA
Scylla paramamosain (green mud crab) is the source of this 3309-nucleotide messenger RNA. RefSeq lists its product as uncharacterized. The transcript is spliced from 5 exons. NCBI's taxonomy places the organism in Eukaryota, Metazoa, Arthropoda, Malacostraca, Decapoda, Portunidae. The coding region runs from base 471 to 1373 and encodes 300 amino acids. The record is from RefSeq and is a predicted model, not a curated record.